Megalops cyprinoides (Indo-Pacific tarpon) is the source of this 6252-nucleotide messenger RNA. RefSeq names its product myosin VAa (gene myo5aa). NCBI's taxonomy places the organism in Eukaryota, Metazoa, Chordata, Actinopteri, Elopiformes, Megalopidae. The coding region runs from base 182 to 5797 and encodes 1871 amino acids. The transcript is spliced from 42 exons. The record is from RefSeq and is a predicted model, not a curated record. Gene Ontology annotation, cellular component: actin cytoskeleton; cytoplasm; vesicle. Gene Ontology annotation, biological process: vesicle transport along actin filament; actin filament organization. Gene Ontology annotation, molecular function: ATP binding; actin filament binding; microfilament motor activity.
CUCACCAAAAUAGCACGAUUUUCAGGUAUCAUGUCGACAGCUGCUGCCGCCUGAAUCAGCUGCUCAUUCGAAUGAAAGGACUUCCCUCAAUCACAAGAAAACGCAGAUCAAUCGCCAAUGACGAAGAGCGCACUUCUGAUGUUCUGCUGAUCGAGAUUGCAGGAACGCUAAGUGGACCGCCAUGGCAGCGUCUGAAUUAUACACAAAGCAUGCCCGGGUCUGGAUCCCGGAUGCAGAGGAGGUGUGGAAGUCGGCAGAGCUCACCAAGGACUACAAACAGGGAGAUACGGCUCUGCACCUGCAGCUGGAAGAUGGCACGGACUUGGAAUACAAAUUAGACCCAACAACCAAGAACCUGCCCCACCUUCGAAACCCUGACAUCCUGGUUGGGGAGAAUGACCUCACUGCCCUCAGUUACCUCCAUGAACCCGCCGUGCUUCACAACCUGAAAGUGCGCUUCAUCGACUCCAAGCUCAUCUACACCUACUGCGGUAUCGUCUUGGUGGCCAUCAACCCGUAUGAGAAUCUCCCCAUCUAUGGAACUGACAUCAUCAAUGCCUACAGCGGUCAGAACAUGGGGGACAUGGACCCCCACAUAUUCGCAGUGGCAGAGGAGGCGUACAAGCAAAUGGCCAGAGACGAGAGAAACCAGUCCAUUAUAGUGAGUGGGGAGUCGGGUGCUGGGAAGACCGUCUCAGCCAAAUACGCCAUGCGCUACUUUGCCACGGUCAGUGGAUCCGCCAGCGAGGCCAACGUGGAGGAGAAGGUGCUGGCAUCCAACCCCAUCAUGGAGGCCAUUGGGAACGCCAAGACCACCAGGAAUGACAACAGCAGCCGGUUUGGGAAGUACAUCGAGAUUGGGUUCGACAAGAAGUACGGCAUCAUCGGGGCCAACAUGAGGACAUACCUGCUGGAGAAAUCCAGAGUUGUGUUUCAGGCAGACGAGGAGAGGAACUACCAUAUCUUCUACCAGCUGUGUGCCUCUGCGCAUUUGCCUGAAUUCAAAGCCCUUAAGUUAGGUAGUGCUGAUGACUUCCACUGCACCAACCAGGGACGAAACCCUGUCAUUGAGGGUGUGGAUGAUGCCAAGGAGAUGUCCACCACCAGAAAUGCUUUCACACUGUUGGGAAUUAACGAGUCAUAUCAGAUGGGUCUUUUCCAAAUUCUCGCCGCCAUUCUUCAUCUGGGCAACGUGGAAGUGAAAGACCGGGACUCCGACAGCAGCAGCAUCCCGCCCAACAACAGCCACCUGACGACCUUCUGUGACCUCAUGGGGGUGACAUAUCAGGACAUGUCCCACUGGCUGUGCCACAAGAAGAUCAAGACUGCCUCAGAGACCUACAUCAAGCCCAUCCCCAAAUUCCAGGCCAUCAAUGCCCGGGACGCCCUGGCCAAACACAUCUACGCCAAACUCUUCAACUGGAUCGUGGACAACGUCAACAAGGCCUUGCAUUCCAGCAUCAAGCAGCACUCAUUCAUCGGAGUCCUCGACAUUUACGGGUUUGAAACAUUUGAAAUCAACAGCUUUGAACAGUUUUGUAUUAACUACGCCAAUGAGAAGCUGCAACAGCAGUUUAAUAUGCACGUCUUCAAGCUGGAGCAGGAGGAGUAUAUGAAGGAACAGAUUCCAUGGACCUUGAUUGAUUUCUAUGACAAUCAGCCCUGUAUCAACCUGAUAGAGGCCAAAAUGGGGGUACUGGACCUUCUGGAUGAAGAGUGCAGGAUGCCCAAGGGAUCAGAUGACAGCUGGGCACAGAAGCUGUACAACACCCACCUGAAAACCUGCCCACUCUUCGAGAAACCCCGCAUGUCCAACAAGGCCUUUAUCAUCCAGCACUUCGCAGACAAGGUGGAAUAUCAGUGUGAAGGAUUCCUGGAGAAAAAUAAAGACACUGUUAAUGAGGAGCAGAUCACUGUAUUGAAAGCAAGCAAGUUUGACCUGCUGGUGGAGCUGUUCCAGGAUGAGGACAAGGCCACAAGCCCGACAGGUGCGCCCCCUGGUGGCCGCACCAGACUCAGCGUCAAACCGGACAAGACCCGCCCUGGCCAGUCCAGCAAGGAGCACAAGAAGACAGUGGGACUGCAGUUCCGGAACUCCCUGCACCUGCUGAUGGAAACGCUGAAUGCCACCACUCCCCACUACGUGCGCUGUAUCAAGCCGAACGACCUGAAGUUCCCUUUCACGUUUGACCCCAAGAGGGCAGUCCAGCAGCUCAGAGCCUGUGGUGUCCUGGAGACCAUCCGGAUCUCAGCGGCUGGCUUCCCAUCCAGGUGGACCUAUCAGGAGUUCUUCAGUCGUUACCGGGUUCUGAUGAAGCAGAAGGACGUGCUGUCAGACAAGAAGCUCACCUGCAAAAACGUUCUGGAAAAGCUGGUCCAGGACCAGGACAAGUACCAGUUUGGCAAGACCAAGAUCUUCUUCCGCGCGGGCCAGGUGGCCUACCUGGAGAAGCUGCGAGCAGACAAGCUGCGGGCGGCCUGCAUCCGCAUCCAGAAGACCAUCCGCUGCUGGCUGGUCCGCAAGAAGUACCUGCGCAUGAAGAGCGCCGCCAUCACCAUCCAGAGAUACGUGCGGGGAUACCAGGCCCGAUGCCUCGCCAUGUUUCUGCGUCGCACCAGAGCCGCCAUCAUCAUACAGAAGUUCCAGCGCAUGUACGUGGAGAGGAAGCGGUACCGCCGCCAGAAGGCCGCCGCCCUCAUCAUUCAGUGCAUCCUGCGGGCCUACAUGGCCAGGCAGCACUACCAGGCGCUCUUGCGCGAGCACAAGGUGGUCAUCCUUCAGAAGAACGUGAGGGGCUGGCUGGCCCGCUGCUGGUACAAGAGGACCCUGUCCGCCAUCAUCCACCUGCAGUGCUGCGUGCGGCGCAUGCGGGCCAAGCGCGAGCUGAAGAAGCUGAAGAUCGAGGCGCGCUCCGUCGAGCACUUCAAGAAGCUCAACAUCGGCAUGGAGAACAAGAUCAUGCAACUGCAGCGCAAGAUCGACGAGCAGAACAAAGAGAACAAGGCCAUGAGCGAGCGUCUGAGCGGGCUGGAGAUCUCGUACUCGGCGGAGAGCGAGAGGCUGCGCAGCGAGGUGGUGCGGCUGCGGAGCUCGGAGGAGGAGGGCCGCAACAACGCCAACCGCGUCACCUCCCUGCUGGAGGAGCUGGCGCAGCUCCGCAAGGAGCUGGAGGCCACCCGCAACGAGAAGAGCGUGAUCGAGGAGUGGGCCGAGACCUACCGCGACGAGAUGGAGCAGAUGGUGACAGAGCUGAAGGAUCAAAACAACCUACUGAAGAGCGAGAAGGACGAUCUGAACAGACUGAUCCAGGAACAGAGCCAGCAGAUGACGGAGAAAAUGGCCAAGGCUCUGCAGGAGGAGACCAAACAGCUGGAGAACGACCUGAACGAGGAGCGCUCACGCUACCAGAACCUUCUGACCGAGCACCUGCGUCUGGAGGAGCGCUACGACGACCUGAAGGAGGAGAUCACCCUGACUGUGCAUGUCCCAAAGCCAGGCCACAGGAGAACAGACUCCACCCACAGCAGCAACGAAUCAGAAUGCACCUACAACUCGGAGUUCGCCGAGUCAGAGGAAAGCUCACGUGGAGGAGAGGACGUGACCAAGGCGGCACUGGACAUGUCCCUGUUCCUCAAGCUCCAGAAGAGGGUGACCGAGCUAGAGCAAGAGAAGCAAGCACUGCAGAAGGAGCUUGACACCAGAGAGGAACAGUUCCAACGAGCCAGAGCCAGGGAUGAUGAGGAACACAAGAAGGCCAGAGGGGCAGAGCUGGAGUACGAGUCGCUCAAGCGCCAGGAGUUGGAGUCCGAGAACAAGAAGCUGAAGCACGACCUAAACGAGAUGAGGCAGUCCCUGGCAGAGAACGCCGGCGCCGACAAGGCCACACCGGGCUCUCCCGCUUACAAGGUGCUCCUGGACCAGCUCAACGCCUCCACUGAGGAGCUGGAGGUGCGCAAGGAGGAGGUGCUGAUCCUGCGCUCUCAGCUGGUUAGCCAGAAGGAGGCCAUGCAGCAUAAGGAUGAGAAGGAGACGAUGACGGACGCUAUAAUGUACACAGAGGAUGUGAAGAAGAUGAAGGACACCGGGGAGAUCACCCAGGCCUACAUGGGGCUCAAAGAGACAAACAGGUCCCCCAAGUUUUUGCGUAAGCCCCUCGACGUGAACGAGCUGGUGAAUAGGGUCAGAUCCCCCACUCCAAACUACCAUGAGCUGAAUGAGGAUGGAGAACUAUACCUGGUUUAUGAAGGGUUAAAGGAGACUAACAGGCUGUUGGAGUCGCAGCUGCAGACACAGAGGAAGACCCAUGAGAAUGAGGUGGAGGUCCUGCGCGGGGAGCUGCAGAGCGUGAAGGAGGAGAAUAACCGUCAGCAGCAGCUCCUGGCCCAGAACCUGCAGCUGCCACCCGAGGCUCGCAUCGAGGCCAGCCUGCAGCACGAGAUCACCCGGCUCACCAACGAGAACCUGGACCUCAUGGAACAGCUGGAGAAACAGGACAAGACAGUCCGUAAACUUAAGAAGCAGCUCAAAGUGUUUGCAAAGAAGAUCGGAGAACUGGAAGUUGGAGGUCAGGUCGAGAACGUGUCUCCAGGACAGACUGUCGACGAGCCCAUCCGGCCGGUCAACAUCCCCCGCAAGGAGAAGGACUUCCAGGGAAUGCUGGAGUACAAGAAGGAGGAUGAGCUGAAGCUGGUGAAGAACCUCAUCCUAGAGCUGAAACCGCGGGGUGUGGCCGUGAACUUCAUCCCAGGCCUGCCAGCCUACAUCCUCUUCAUGUGCCUCCGACAUGCUGACUACAUCAACGACGACCAGAAGGUCCGCACGCUGCUCACCUCCACCAUCAACAGCAUCAAGAAGAUCCUGAAGAAAAGAGGGGACGACUUUGAAACAGUGUCUUUCUGGCUGGCCAACACCUGCCGCUUUCUGCACUGUCUGAAGCAGUACAGCGGAGAGGAGGCCUUCAUGAAGCAUAACACUCCCAGGCAGAACGAGCACUGCCUGUCCAACUUUGAUCUGGCCGAGUACAGGCAGGUUCUGAGUGACCUGGCCAUCCAGAUCUACCAGCAGCUCAUCAAGUGCAUGGAGAACAUUCUGCAGCCAAUGAUAGUCUCAGGAAUGCUGGAGCACGAGACAAUCCAGGGCGUGUCGGGUGUGAAGCCCACAGGCCUACGCAAGAGGACGUCCAGCAUCGCGGACGAGGGCACCUACACGCUGGACUCCAUCCUGCGGCAGCUCACCUCCUUCCACUCCACUAUGUGCCAGCACGGCACCGACCCGGAGCUCAUCAAGCAGGUGGUCAAGCAGCAGUUCUACAUCAUUGGCGCUGUCACCCUUAACAACCUGCUGCUACGCAAGGACAUGUGCUCCUGGAGCAAAGGGAUGCAGAUCAGGUAUAACGUCAGCCAGCUGGAGGAAUGGCUGAGGGACAAGAACCUGAUGAACUGCGGGGCCAGGGAGACUCUGGAGCCCCUGAUCCAGGCCGCCCAGCUGCUGCAGGUCAAGAAGAAGACGGACGAAGACGCAGAGGCCAUCUGCUCCAUGUGCAGCGCCCUCACCACUUCCCAGAUUGUGAAAGUGCUGAACCUAUACACACCUGUGAAUGAGUUUGAGGAAAGAGUCUCGAUAUCAUUCAUUCGAACCAUACAGGCGCGCUUACGGGACCGGAAGCAGACGCCACAGCUGCUCAUGGACACCAAACUCAUCUACCCCGUCACAUUCCCUUUCAACCCCUCUUCUCUGGCCCUGGAGACCAUCCACAUCCCCAGCAGUCUGAACCUCAGCUUCCUGACACGCGUGUAGUCUUUCCCGACCUGGACAUCCUCACACGCACGUAGAGAGUCUAAACUUUGGCUUCCUCACACGCAUGUAGAGGCAUUCUGAACCAGGAUUUCCCUCACACGCGUGUGGAGGCAUUCUGAUUUAGGAUUUCCUCACACGCGUCACUCACAGACACCCUUUCUUCUAAAGUCAGUGUGGGCGUGAUCAUUCAGAUCAAGAACACUGAGAAACCGUCACUCUUAAUGUUGACUGCCCCCUUAACAAGCAAACAGCAGUUUGGAUUUGUUAUGUGUUAUGAAUGGAAGCGUUUGUAGAGAAUCUCGCGGUUCUUGGCCUUGGAUAGGAAAGGAAUGGUUGUCCGAAACCAGGUUUUCUGAAAGAAUGCAGAGUCAUGUGUACGAUGCCUUUUUUUUUUACACAUUGCUUAGCUUGGCAGUGUUCUGGUCAGUGCAUCUCAAUGCUCAAUGACUGUGUCA